AUGGUCAACUUUGCCAUGGACGGGAUCAAUGGGCUCGACUUGCCGUCGGAGUCGUCGACGCGGCGCCAGCUCCAGGCCAUGAGUUCCAGCGACAAUCAAGACAGCAGUCGCAAUCACGGCAAGUUCUUUACGCUCAGCAGCAUGAGCGUCAGUCACAUGGCUGGCAAAGCGUCGCCGAUUGCCACGCCGUUCGUGUACGGGACCCCAGUGGACAAGAACUACAAGACGUGGCCGUUCGUCACAGUAGCGGCCUGUGCAGCAGUGGUCGUGUUUACGAUCAUCUACCACGAGCUGCCCGAGUACCGCACGGGCUUACGCUACCACCUCUACGCUGCCUUUGGCUCGAAAACUGUCAAGGGCCAAUGGAUCGGUGGACGGCGUGAGGUUGUCGAGUUCCUCGUCAAUUACGUCUUGAUUGGCCUGCCGUUCAUGAUUGGCGGCAUGGCCCUUGCUCUGGGCAAUGCCAUGCCGCCUGUACCGACUGGAGCCCAUCGCACGGCCAUGCGCUUUUUAAAGCGCAAGAUGCUGGUGGGCAGCGUCAACAUGUCGUACGCCGAGUCCAUGUGCACGCUCGUGUUUCUAGGUCUGAAUGCCAUUUGGUUUGCGGCCGUGUUGUCCCGAAAUUACCGGAUUCUCGCAACUGGCGCAAAGAUGAUGACUCCUGCGUUCCUCUUCCGACUCGUGGGGACAGUGCUGGGCUUCAACGCUGUGCUCUGUUUCUCGCUGCUGCUCAUUCCUGCCACGCGGAAUUCCUUCUGGAUGAUUUCAAUGGGCAUUGACUACCCGCACGCGAUCAAGUACCACCGCUGGAUUGGGUUCUUUACGGUUGCAAUCGUGAUGCUGCAUGCGAUGCCGCAGUAUUACGUCUGGUACAAGAGCGGCACGUUCAUCGAGUCGUCGUUUCCUUGCAUGGACUGCGACUACGGCACAGUCGGCAAGAGACGAUUUGAGAACUUUUGCGGUCAAUUGGCACUGCUUUGCUGUGUCAUCAUUGGCGUGACGUCGCUCGGUCCGAUCCGCCGCCGGUACUAUGCGCUGUUUUACUACUGCCACCACCUCUUCGUGCUGGUGCUUUUCCUCGGAGCACUGCACUUUUCGCGAUUUGUCAUCUGGAUGUACCCGGCCGUGUGUCUCUAUGUCAUGCACCGUAUCUUGGCUCGCAGUCAGAGUCGCAUGCCAUGUGAAGUUGUGGAUCUGGAAGCGAUUCCUGGCGAGAUCACGCGCUUGGUGUUCCGCCGUUCACCGGGCAAGUCGGGUCAUUACCAUGCUGGUCAAUUUGUUUACCUGCGUAUUCCGCUGCUGUCGCAUAUACAGUGGCAUCCGUUCAGCAUUAGCUCGUCCCCGAUCGAGUACGAAGACACGUUUACCGUGCACGUAAAGUGCGUAGGCAAGUGGACCAAGUCGUUGUAUGCUGUGGCCAUCCAAGCGCGGGAAGAGCGCAAGAUGCCGCUUAUUUACGUCGAUGGCUUUUACGGCAAAAUGUCGGACGACUUCCAGCACUACCCGGCGCUCGUGUUUGUAGCUGGUGGUGUGGGGGCUACACCGAUCAUUAGCAUUAUCGGCAAGAUCCUCGAUUGCAUGCGCAACAAUGACCCGAACGUCGAGUUCACGCAGGUGUACUUUCACUGGACGUCCCGCGAAGUUGGCAUCUUUCACGAGUUUGAGCCUUUGCUGGAUGCUAUCGAGCAGUACGAUCCGAGCCAUGUCAAGGUCAAGACUUGUCUCUACUUUACGGGUGACCAGCACUUGGGUGGCGUGGAUGUCCCGAGCGGGAUCAUGCUGAAGCCCAUGGACGAUACGAGCAUGGUCCCCACGCGGCCGUUCUAUCAAGCGUCGCGGUCCGUGCCCCGUCAAAUGUUGCUGUUUUUCGUGACUUUCACGUGCAGUUUCUGGUGUCUGUUUCUCGUUCGGUACGACUACCCGAUCCUGGGGCCGCUGCGCGUGAAUCAGCACUUGUGGCCGAUACAGCGCAUUGCCGAAGUUCUCAUUGUGAUCGUGGGCGCUAGCAUCGGCUGGAUUGUGGUGUUCACGGAGCCUACGCCUCGAUCGAUGAGUCGGUUGGAAAAGUCGCGGCUUGUGCCUACGUAUACCAGCUACGGACCGGGAGAUACGAUGACACAUUUCGACCGCUCGUCAGAGUACUCGCGGUCGCACUCGGUCGAAGGACAGGAAGUCGCUUUUCGCCACCCCGUGAAUCGCUCACGACUAGACGUGCUGCAGCUGUUCAACGAAGUGGUCAAGGAACAAGCCCACAACUUUGUUGUCAAUAUUACGGGCAUUGGUACUUGGGUAUCAGGUCCUUCGAGUCUAAUUCGCUCGGUGGAGGUCGAGGCCUCUAACUUUGCUGGCAUCUUUGAUGUGCAUUAUGAGCAGUUUGAGAUGUAG
Messenger RNA from Hyaloperonospora brassicae, 2385 nucleotides. The record is from the annotation of a GenBank genome assembly. NCBI's taxonomy places the organism in Eukaryota, Oomycota, Peronosporomycetes, Peronosporales, Peronosporaceae.